AUGUCGGUUCCUACCUUCCUUUUCGUGCUAUAUCUAUCAUCCUUCGUAGCUGGUCAAGGGCAAGGGACGGAGAAAUGUCUUGAUGCGGGGUUGGAUUGGUAUACGGGAAAGGUUGGAGAAACGCCUUGCAAAACAUAUGAACGGCUCCGGCAGAUAUGCAACACCAACUUCAGAGUCGGAACAAUGAAUCCAAAUACUCCCCCGGAUAUCUGUAACGAGCAAGUUGCUGACUGUUGUUGUAACAACAUUGCCUUUGCACUAUCCAUGUUGUGUUUAACGUGUCAAAAGGGAGGGACUGGGUUUGACGCUGGUAUUGGCGCGUAUCAAAUUUACUUAACUGGCGACCGCCAAACUGGGUUUUGUAAUGCUCAAACAAAUAACACUUUACCAGCAGAUAUCCAAUCAGCAGUGUGUAACGAGAAGAUAAACAUAUACGAUGAUCUAUAUAACAUUUUUUGGAGUGACGGUAGUUGGUUUUAUAUCUAUACGUCGCAAGCAAUCACCAAAGACCAAAUUGCGAAACCCGAUAAAGUCUUCACGAAAUGCCCUCAAAAUGCGGUCGUAGUUCCCCCCCCUGUCACAACUUCAUCUUCCACCACCACCACUAGUACUAGCAGUACCAAUGUCAUCUCAAGUUCAACUUCCACCACCUCUACUACUAGUAGUGGUAGCAAAGUCAGUAGCUCAAGUACAGCUUCUGGCACCACCUCUACCACUAGUACCAGCAGUACCAACACCAAAAGUAGCUCAAGUUCAGCUUCCACCACCUCUAGUACUAGUAGUACUGGCAAUGGCAAUGUCAAUAUUCCCAGCGGAUCCGGGAUUAGCUCGAAUACCGACACUACAACAGAUUCGAAGGGUUCUCUCGGUUCGGGAGCUAUAGCUGGGAUAGCCAUUGGUAGCGUGGUAGCUGUAGUUGCGGCUGCUCUCGCGCUGUGCCUUUGGAUCCGGAGGAAGAGGCGGAUCGAAAGACGAUCGCCUCCAGCGCCGGAACCGUACGGUUAUGCCCAGGUCAAGGCCAAUGGUUCAGAACACCAUACUCCUAUUACCUCUCAGCCUCUGCAACAAUACCCCCUUACGAAUGCUACGUCGUCUACGCAUAACCCUCAUUUGGCUGGUUUACCUGGAAAAGCGGGUAUGGCGGAUGUGAGUUUGGAGAAUACGGAGUAUAUUCCACCUCGUCCAACGGACCGCGUGGACUCGGAGUCGGGCAACACGGACCUGCUAGAGAUGAGUGAGAGACAUGUGGAUGCUGGCCCUCUUGCAGGAAUGGGUUUGGAAAGGAAUGCGUCGGGGAGGUUGCCUCCUGCGUAUGGGGAUUUGAUUCGGGAUUGA
This is a messenger RNA of Marasmius oreades (fairy-ring Marasmius), 1335 nucleotides long. RefSeq lists its product as uncharacterized. The record is from RefSeq and is a predicted model, not a curated record. Lineage: Eukaryota; Fungi; Basidiomycota; Agaricomycetes; Agaricales; Marasmiaceae. The transcript is spliced from 10 exons. The coding region runs from base 1 to 1335 and encodes 444 amino acids.